AUGAGUACAGGAGACAGGCCAAAAAUGCAUGAGCAAACUGGUUGCUUUGAUCCCAACACAAUGGCAGAAAGUGUAACUGUAACCUCUCAAAAAGAUAACUUUCCUCUGGCAGAGCCUGUAGCACCAUCAUCUAUGGUUGCAGGCAACACCACAAACAGCAAUAAUAAUAGCCUUCAAGAAAAUCUCAGGCUUUCUGUGGAAGAGCUCUCCUAUCACCAUCACAAUCCACAGCACCCUGAGGAUGUCUCAAACUUAGCAAAUGGAGUCAGUGCCACAACUAUUGAUACUCCACAUCCACAGCAUCUAGGUUUGAACAACAACAUGGAUAACCAUUUAGUGCAAGAGGUUAUUGAUGCCUUUUCCUAUCAGCAAUCCACAUGGGACCCAAGUGUUCAGGAAUUGCAAGACAUGGGCUAUGCUAAUCACUCACAACACCAGUCACAUGAACAACAAUUUCAGCAAAUUGAGGCACAAAACUGCAGCCAAAACUAUAACCCUUCUUCCAUAUUGGACCCUCCUUACCCUUCACCAGAUCUCCUAAACCUUCUUCACUUACCCAGAUGCUCAGCUUCAUCUUUGCUCACCAACCCCACCAGUUGCAUCACAAACCCAACUCAAAAAGCACCCAACUUUCAUAAUUCAAUGGGAUUUCUAGGAGACCUUCCAAUAGGAUCAGACAACACAAGUGCAUCCUCAGUUUUGUAUGAUCCUCUAUUCCACUUGAACCUGCCUCCACAGCCUCCAGCCCUCAGAGAGCUGUUUCAAUCUCUUCCCCGUGGAUACAGCUUGCCAACAAGUUCCAGAAAUGGCUCUCUCUUUGGGGGAGGGGAUGAGAUAGAUGGUGAUGGAAGCCAGCUUGACAUGGGAGUGUUAAAAUUCAACAAGGUCGCAGCUUCUGUUGGCAAAGGAAGAAGAGGAAAAGCUGCUAAACCUUUUGCAACUGAGAAACAAAGAAGAGAGCAAUUGAAUGGAAAAUACAAAAUCUUGAGAAGUCUUAUCCCAAAUCCCACUAAGAUGGAUAGAGCAUCUGUGGUUGGUGAUGCCAUUGAGUAUAUAAAAGAGUUGAUGAGAACAGUGAAUGAGCUCAAAUUAUUGGUGGAGAAGAAAAGAUAUGGGAAGGAGAGGUGCAAGAGGCACCAAGCUGAAGAUGAUGCUGCUGAGAGCUGUAACUUACCUUUUGGAGAUCCAGAUGGGUGCAUAAGGACCUCAUGGCUCCAGAGAAAAUCCAAAGACAGUGAGGUUGAUGUACGGAUCAUCGAUGAUGAUGUUACAGUCAAGCUCUUUCAGAGGAAGAAGAUUAAUUGCCUGCUGUGUGUCUCCAAGGUUCUAGAUGAACUUCAGUUAGAGCUUCACCAUGUUGCAGGUGGACAUGUUGGUGAAUAUUGCAGUUUCUUGUUCAAUAGCAAGAUAACUGAAGGUUCUUCGGUCUAUGCAAGUGCCAUAGCCAACAGGGUGAUUGAUGUUCUGGACACUCAGUACACAGCAUCAGUUCCACAUGCCAACAGCUAUUAAAGAGGGUCAAGAUCAGCCACCAAAGGUCUCUAUGAAUUGAUUCUGACAUGUUUCAGACAGUAACUUACACAGUAAUGGUUUGAAUGAUAGUAAUAAAGUUCAUGGACACAAUAGUGAAAUUUACUAGUUUAGCAGUUUCAAACUUUCUGAUUUACAUGUAGUUUCUACGAUUCUGAUACAAAUUCAGUAGGGUUCCUUUGGAGGGACUAAACUACACAGUUAUAUUUUGGGUUAAUGUUAUUUGCAAAAGCUUUUC
This is a messenger RNA of Abrus precatorius (Indian licorice), 1768 nucleotides long. RefSeq names its product transcription factor bHLH91-like. Lineage: Eukaryota; Viridiplantae; Streptophyta; Magnoliopsida; Fabales; Fabaceae. Gene Ontology annotation, molecular function: protein dimerization activity. The record is from RefSeq and is a predicted model, not a curated record. The transcript has 3 exons. Gene Ontology annotation, biological process: regulation of DNA-templated transcription; anther wall tapetum development. Bases 1 to 1512 code for a protein of 503 amino acids.